Dendronephthya gigantea is the source of this 1573-nucleotide messenger RNA. RefSeq lists its product as uncharacterized. The record is from RefSeq and is a predicted model, not a curated record. The transcript has 4 exons. Lineage: Eukaryota; Metazoa; Cnidaria; Anthozoa; Malacalcyonacea; Nephtheidae. Bases 273 to 899 code for a protein of 208 amino acids.
CCGGGUACGGCAUUGCAUCUCCGCAUACGGCAUUGCAUCUCCGCAUACGGCAUUUCAUCUGCGAGUGCGACAUUUCAUCUCCGGGUACGACAUUUCAUCUCCGAGUACGACAUUGAAACUCCGGGUACGGAAUUGUAAAAUAGCCUGGACGGAAUAUAGAGUGCAAUACAUUGUUUGUUACAAUUUCGUCCAUAACCAAACUAAAUCGUUAAAAGUUUUUUGAAAUCAACAAUAAUUGUUAUACCGGGAAAAUAUUCAGGGUGGAAAUUAAUAUGACGAAUAUCCUUCGCUCAAAAUUUCAUUUGCUGAUAGGCCUAACAGGCACGGCCGUGUUUUGUUUGGGAUUCUUUAUAUUAGCGUCAGGUAUCGUGGUAAAAAAUCUUCUGAAUGGACUGGAAACAUUUUCGCAUCUUGGCCGAAAUGGCGCUUGUGAAUAUUGGGGUGGAUUACCGACCAUUCUUACAGGAAGUAUAUUAACGCUCGCUGUUAUCUUGAAUAAACACCGCUUUUUGAAAUACAUCAGUCUAUGUGCUGUUCUAAUUACGAUGGUAUUAACACUAGGAGUCAUUAUGGAGGAAUUGCUAUUUGCUGCUACGGUAUACCAGUAUAGCCGUGAAGAUAGUUUUGCCUGCCGAAAAAUACCGAGAGUUGAUUGGAUCGAACGUGAAGAAGAUUGUCUAAAGUUGAAGAAGGCAGUUCCCUGGUAUUACAUCAUGCUAUUUGCAGCAAAUAUUGUUUUUGUAUUGUGUUCAUUUGUGGCGCUGAUAUUGUUUAUUGACUGGAUCUUAUUUGUCGCUCUGAGAACACCGCAUAAUAAUUUCGAAAUGGUGUAUCAACUCUCUCCAGGAAGUCAAAGAGGAUAUUCUGAUUUGCAGAGUCAAACAUUGUCCGAUCCUUAAGAAAAUCCAAUCAAGUAUUAUCUUUACAACCAUCCUCGAUGGUGACACAACCAGUGCACUCGUAUUAGACUUCGCCGAUUCUUUUUUAACCAAUGGCUUAGUUUCCACGUUUGCAUAGCUAAUUUUAAGAAUUUUUUAUCACUGCACAUAUCAUCACAAUGGUAUAGUGGAGAGAGGGGACAUGAUAAAAAUGGUCCUAACUGGAAAUUGGUGAUUUGAAGAUAGGGAAAUUGUAUGGGGUCUGCAGGACCUCUUGUAGAAAAUUUUCCGUAUUUUUGAGUCCCUGUGACUUGAUUUCCAGCAUUUUGGGGGACAAUUACUUAUGAAUCCACCUCAGCAGAGUGAGUUCUGUUGAGAAAAUACCAUUUUCACUGCACAUUUCUCAUUUUAUCAUUGCACAUUCUACUUUUAUCACUGCACAAAUUGGUUAUCACACUGCACACUAAAAUUAGGUAUGCACGUUUGGUGGCGAAAUUAUUCAUGUUUCGACUCUUCUGUUCCGACUCUUCAAACAAUUAAAAUGCCUCCGGAAUAUGCAAAUUUCAGAGAACGAAAAUUAGGAUGCCGUGUCAAAUUUACAGGGGCCGGUUCACGGUUGUUUGAAAGGCGUUUACCUGCUUAAACGGUGGAUAAGUUCAAAAUGGAAACAAAAUUAUCUAUUUAUUGGUUGAAUA